This is a messenger RNA of Cydia amplana, 1356 nucleotides long. Its product is annotated as apoptosis-stimulating of p53 protein 1. The record is from RefSeq and is a predicted model, not a curated record. The transcript is spliced from 5 exons. NCBI's taxonomy places the organism in Eukaryota, Metazoa, Arthropoda, Insecta, Lepidoptera, Tortricidae. Bases 36 to 1283 code for a protein of 415 amino acids.
UGAAGAUUUACUAUACCUACGUAUGAGGUGACGUCAUGGAGCCAUCCUCGUCAGAUUACAGCGACGAGGAGGUGGGCGUGCUCGCUCGCGGCCAGAAACUGUGGGUGCGCGGCGUACGUCCGCACACAACGUGCGCGGACAUCGUGCGUGCGCUGCAGGACGCGCCGGAAGCGGGCGGAUUGACUGAGCACUCAGAAUGGAUCCUAGCUGAGCGAUGGCGUGGCGUAGAGCGUCCUCUACCACCUGACGCUCCUGUGCUCCUGGUACUGGCAGCUUGGGGAGACGCACGGCAUGAGGUCCGCCUAUCCCUGCGCCGCGCCUCCAGCGGUGAAGAAGACUCCGGCCGCGACAGCGACGGCAGCCGCAGCGGGCGGCGGCGGCGGCGCGGUCGGACCACCCCGCCCCCUCGGGCCAAGAGUGAAGACCCUGCUGCGAGGCUGGUGACCGUGAUACAGCAUCAGAGCAGGACUAUCCAUCAGCAGUUGGACAAACUACGGGAACAAGAAAAGCUCAUCGACCAACUAGAAGACCAGACGCAUAAAAGCCGUAUGGAGAAGCACGGAACCAACUACCUUCUAGAAUCCUACCUUCGAGACCUGGGCCGCAACACGGAAGUCAACGACAGCCAAGCAGCCAACAGCGACAGCGGAGUUGGCGUCGGCAGCGGCACACCACCCAGAAGACACACCAAACACAAGUCUAGAAGAGAAAGACACCUCAUGCGAGAACACUACUUCACUAAAGAACUCACAAACAUCUGCCAAGUCAACUCCGAAAGACUCACACAAACACACAACGACACAGACUCAGACGCCUCAGCAGAUGACCUCACAAAAAUCAGAGAAGAAAUCGAACUCCUCGAAAAGCUAGCAAUCAUAAACAAAAGACUACACCGGGAAGAGGAACUCGUCGUCAGAUUAACAGCGAAAGUCAAAAGAUAUACAGACGAAAACAAAGCGAAUAGUUGUGAAAAUGUCUCUCAAGUCACGAUACUGAUCGACAAAAUAGAAGAAGAGUUAGCACGGACGGCGAAAGAGAUGCAAGAUAAUACCUUAGAGCUAUCUAAAGCGGAGAGAGAAGUAGAAAUGAGAUUGAAACUCCUCGACGAGUUGACGUUAGAGUUAGAUGAGGAAGAGCUACAGAACACGAUAUUGGAAAGACAGUUGAAUGAAGCGUCGAGUCGACAACCCAUCUUGUUGCAAGAUAGCUACGUACCUGUCUUAGACCAAGGCACGGCUAUCGAUUACGGGGGACCUAGUUAUGCGUUAGACACGCUCGUAUGACAUUAGAUUUAAUUGUGAAUCUGUCCCAAAGAUGUUUGAAAUUACCAGCAGUCUCCUCGGAAAUUUUGGGAAC